AAGCUAUUUAAGUCAUUUUCUUUAAUGUACGCGUAGCACUCACAUGAGACGGGUCAACUGCGCGGUAUGUUAAUUAUAAUCAACGCCCACUCCCCAUCAUUCUUAAUUUUAAACCAUCGUUUCUCACCUGUCAAACCCAACUGGCCAACCUCCCGUAUCUCUUCACACUGUAACUACUACCAUAUUUAUUCUAGAUAAAAUACUCAUCUCCACUGCUUGGUCCCUCUCAUUUCUCUCCAAAAAAUCAACAGUUUUCCUAGAAAUCGACAACAACCCGAUGGGAUCAGUGGCUGAUCGCGAUAACGGUGAAUGUAAACGAAGUAUUAAUAAGGGGAAACUCAAACCUUCAUCGUCAUCGUCGUUCCGUCUCCGUAGCCCGAGCCUGAAUUCUAUUCGUCUUCGCAGGAUCUUCGAUGUGUUUGAUAGAAACCACGACAGCCUGAUCAGCGUUGAUGAACUCAGCCAAGCACUCAACCUGCUCGGAUUAGAUGCCGAUCUAUCCGAGAUAGAAUCCAUGGUGAAGUCAUACAUUAAACCAGAGAAUACUGGGCUUAGAUUUGACGAUUUCGAGGCUCUACAUCGCUCUCUCAACGAUGUUUUCUUUGGAUCAAAAUAUGAGCAUAAUAUCGGCAUUGAUCAGGAUCCAGCUGCUCAGGACGAAUUGGAUCUGAAAGAGGCGUUUGAUGUCUUUGAUGAGAACGGUGAUGGCUUCAUAUCGGCUAAAGAAUUGCAAGUGGUGUUAGAGAAACUUGGAUUGCCUGAAGGCAGUGAAAUUGAUAGAGUGGAGAUGAUGAUUUCCUCAGUUGAUCAAGAUCAUGAUGGCCAAGUUGAUUUCUUUGAGUUUAAGGAUAUGAUGCGCACUGUUAUUGUUCCUUCAUAGUGUUAGUUUCUCGAGAGUUUCUCUGAGGUAUUGAUAAGAUCUACGUACAUCCUAUUCUCCGCAUAUUUCACUUUGUGGGACAACACUAUGUUGUUGUUGCAUAAUUUUAGUUUCUCUCUAUAUGUGAGGUUCUCCCCGACUAAAGUGACGUUACUUCUGGCUGUUUUUUUAAACUUGCUUUUUGUACUGAUUCUGCUGUAUCUACCUAUCUUUACAUGAUGUAAAAUUAUGCAUCUUUUAUGGGAUUUGUCAGUUCAGUUGAA
Molecule: messenger RNA, 1143 nt
Organism: Capsicum annuum
Lineage: Eukaryota; Viridiplantae; Streptophyta; Magnoliopsida; Solanales; Solanaceae
Product: calcium-binding protein CAST
Exons: 1
Coding region: 278-880 (200 amino acids)
Molecular function (GO): calcium ion binding
Source: RefSeq, a predicted model, not a curated record